AUGGCGUCAUCGCGCCACGUGCUGCGUAACGCGCUAUGCGCGUUCCGCUCCUGCAUCCGCGAGUCGAGCACUCUCGUCACCCCGCGUUACAAGCACAUCCCUCAAGCCACCAGUAGUUUACCUACACCAAGCUUCUUCUUCCCUUUAGUAGAUCGAGCCGCGAUCUCGCCGCAGUUUCACCACCGAAGCCCCCUCUUCCUUCGUUAUAGUGCCCCGUGGCCUUCCCCGCACCCGCACGCGUUCUUCCCUCCCGCUUCAGUCACAUCUGCGCAAGCAUGUAACGCACUUCUAGACGCUAUAGUCACACCAGCACAGCAGCUGCAUUCGCCAGCCUGGUGGCGCGUGACGUGGCAUCCGCAGAGCACGCGUGAAGGGGUGGCUGCUGCGGCGCUGGAGGGCUGCUGCAGUGCCACGUCAGCAGCGUCUGCGUCGUUUCAUCAUGGCAUCUCCGUGUUCUCCCAAGAAACCAAACCAGCCGAACCAACCAGCGAGAACCAGCAGCAGGAGCAGCAGCACCAACCCCAGGCAGCCCAGCCCCGAACCUCCCACCAGCAUUCCCCGAACCAGCAGAGCCAGCAGGCUCGGCGGAGGUUCGGAGCGAGCGGACCAACAGGGAGGCAGGCAGAGGCAAAUAAGUCCCAACUGAUGUACUUAGUCGCUGCCGCGCUGGCCAUGCUGGGCGCUGCGUAUGCCUCCGUGCCCCUGUAUCGGCUCUUCUGCCAGGCCACUGGGUUUGGUGGGACCACCCAGAGAAAAGAGACGGUCGAGGAGAAGGUGGCACGGCAGAGUGCAGACAAGUCAGCAGCGGCUGCCAGGGAGCUGGUGAUUCAUUUCAAUGCUGACGUGGCAGAGGGGCUACCGUGGCGUUUCAUCCCCACGCAGAGAGAGGUUCGGGUGAGGCCUGGCCAGAGCACCCUUGCGUUUUACACCGCGCACAACAAGAGUGACAAGCCAAUCACGGGCGUCAGCACCUACAACGUCUCUCCCAUGAAGGCGGGCAUCUAUUUCAACAAGAUCCAGUGCUUUUGCUUUGAGGAGCAGAGGCUUCAACCCGGAGAGACCAUUGACAUGCCUGUGUUCUUUUACAUCGAUCCUGAGUUUGCCACGGACCCACAGAUGAAGAAUGUGAACCAUCUCACCCUCUCCUACACCUUCUUCCGAGUUGACUCGCCCUGA
Closterium sp. Yama58-4 is the source of this 1176-nucleotide messenger RNA. The record is from the annotation of a GenBank genome assembly. Lineage: Eukaryota; Viridiplantae; Streptophyta; Zygnematophyceae; Desmidiales; Closteriaceae.